CCACACGACAGGCUACAGAUGUUUAUGUGUGAACGCAGUUUGCCCAUGCGCCGCGUCCUCCUGCUCUGCCAGGAAAACACAGACUACUGCAGCCAAUAAAAUAAACAUUAGUCAGUAGACUCUGUAGAAAGCUUUGCAAGAGAGGAGCUGGUGGGCAACAGGGGAAACUAAUCCCACUAAAAUGAUAAAGUUUCCACAUUUUUCUGCGGUUGUAAUUGGUGUGAACGGCUAUAUUUUAUUGUCCUUUUUUUUUUUUUUACUACGGUGGCUUUAUAGGUCAUAAACAGAAUGUGUGCAGUCUUUAUAUUUGGGCUGUUGCUCCGGCGGUGUUGACAGCAUGCCUUGCUUUACCCCUGAGUGUGCUGGUGCAUUAUAUGAGCAGAGCUUUUUUGCAUAUUGGUGCUAGUCUUGGAUAUGGUUUUAGCUGAGGCUGUUCAGAGGUUAAUUUUCUUUGGAAGAGAUUGUGAUUUCAUGAUCCAUCCAUGAGUUCAAGGAUGGAUCAGGGUUUGGCAGUGCUGGAGGAGGGAGUUAGAGGCGAGUGAAAUCCACAUUUGGUUUACACCCAAAAAAACUUGAUGAUGUCUUGGACUAAACCUUAAGGAAAUGCAUGGCAUGUCAGGAAUUGAAGGCGUCAGGCCUAUUUAGUUUCAUCGUCAUGGGCCAAUCAUACAUGUUCAUCAAUCACACAGUCGGUCCACUGGUCUAAGUAGUGGUCCGGCAGUCAGACAUUCCAUAUAUGCUGUACAUUUCCUCCCAGCAACAACUCAACCCUAUAAGGAACUGGGGGAAGCAGACUUAAACUUACCCCUAAAUACAGUCUGCUUUUGCUCGGGAUGUUGGCAGCACUUUUUUUUAAAUAGACCUUCCACAUUUUCCUCAAGGGAAGCCAAUACUCAGCGGCAGCUCAGACCAACGUAAACACCCUGUUCUUAUCUCCUUGGCUUCCUCAUUUGAAGAAAUCAUGAAGCCCUCCUUUCCUGUGUGGAAGCAUUGCCUAUAUCCUGGUUGAGAGGCUGUCAUCCAAACUGUAAAUCCUUUUGCAUGUGUUGAAACCAUGGUGGCGAAAGUUCAAGCGCCACCCCUCCAAAUUUCCACCUGUGAAAUUGGUUUUGGGUGCCUGCUUAAGGGUUUGCCUGAUGGUUUAUGGGUGGAAAACGUUCCAAACGGAUGCCUCAUCGUUUGUGAAAAUGUUCCUACAGUCAUUGUGCCGUGUAGUUUCUUUUGAUGUCUUUUUGUGAUGUGAACAAGAUAGUAUCCAUUUCCGCCACAUUAAAGGCUUACCCUCCGGUCUGCUGGAAAUCCUCAAACAUUCACGUGCACUAGGGGUCAAGCAGAGUGACAUUGCUAAAAGAUUCAGUGUGCUGGGAAGGCAUCAACAAAAGUUGUGGACUCACGCACACAAACUGUGUGUGAGGCCACACACACCCACCCUCUGCUGCCGUCAGCGCUCUCAGGGCUUUUCAUAUUUUAUCGACCAUUACGGAUGCAUGAACUGCUCUCUCAGGAUUAGAGGGAGUGCGAGGCAGAGUUGGUGAGCGACGGUCGGCCUUUUAUCGCUUCAGCCCUGCUGCUGACUGGCAGCUCAAAUGCCUCCUCAUUAGAAUAGGGACAGAGAGGGGAAAAAGGAGAUGAGGUCUGUAAAGCUGCUUAAAUUCAACUAUCUGGAUUUUUUGAUGGGAUUAUCAUCAUGUAGUAUUUUGCAGUAGAGUAGUUACAGUGUCUGACGGACAAAACUCGGGGAGACUGUGGGAGAGAAGCUGCUGUUCCUCCCCUUUACUGGAAGUCCACACACUGAGCCUGUGUCAAAUGGCACCAUUGUAUUUGUGCCAGUGACACACUUUCUGGGCUUAUGAUGUGUAAGCAUAUCUUUUUUUUUUUAACAGUGCCUCAGUUCAAUGCUGUAUUACUGGAGGCUAUUUAGAAAAAACGUUGGUCACGUCACAGGGCUGUCCCUAUCUGAGUUGCUAUAACUGUCCCAGAAGAGCAUUCCAGACAUUACCCAGAAGCCCUCUGUCCUCUCUGCUGCAGCUGUUGACCUCUCACCCAGGCAAGAUUAAUAGCUUAACAAUGCACAAUAUGGAGCGCCCCGGUCGGCUUGCUGACAUUGAUGGACAUAUUCAAACCUUGGUGCAAUGCAUGAGAAGCCAAACAAUAGCGAGCUGACAAACACCUCUCCCGCUGAACUGCUGAGCUAACCAGUGAGUUUUGUUGUUAGCACAAGUGCGUAUGGAAGCGCAGCCGUGGGUCAGUGUUUUUGUUUUUAAUGUGCAAAAGUUGCCACUUUCACCGCUCAGAAGAGCUAGAUUAUCCAGCAUCAGUGUAAGUGUACUGCACUAAUGGAGACGGUCUAUCCCAUCCAUAGGACAGCUUUCAAAGGUGUUUAAAAGAAUGUGGAGUCUCUGGGAAGGCCAGCAUCCCUUCCCUCUAGAGAGUCAUUGUAUUGAACUCUGAGGUUGUACUCGUGCCAAAAGUUUUUUUUCCACACAUAUAAUAACAUGUCUUUCGUUAGACUAAGAGCUUGCGACUCUGGCACGACCCUCCCAUAUGAAAUAAGAACAAGAUUUGACACGGCAGGGUAGCGUUUUUAGGUCCGAGGGAAAGGGAUGCCAAGUAUUGGAUUUCGUUCCGAGGCCCUGUUAAUAUGUGGGAAUUUUGGGGCCUGUGGAAUGUGGCAUGGCCGACUUUCUUCUUAUUCCCAGUAUUAAUAGCGUAGUUAUCCCAGUGAUCCGGUCUGUUUGAUGAGCCGAGAUGUGACUCGUGGAGAUGCGCCUCUUGGCCAGUGGAAAAGUGGGUCAGCAGUGGGUCUGUGCUUCUGAUGUUAUGGUCUCUCUACUUGAUACAACCUCCUUCCUGAGCCACCAUUAACAUCUUUAUUGUUGAGGUCCCACACAGCAACAUGUGGAUGACCUAUACUGAGUACUGCUGAAAAAAAGAAAUGAAAUGCACUUCUUAAAAACAACACAGAAGAGUGUCUCACAAACAGCUUUUUACCACACCAGGCCUCCUAAAUGUUUCCCGGCAAACUUUUGCUAAUCCCUCCACCCAAGUCGUCUGCUUCUGCUCGGGUUCUUAUUUCAACCAUUGUUCAUGCAACUCGUGUCUGUGGUCCGUGGCUUGUAUGAAGGGGUUUAACAUGUUUAUAAUAGUUUGCUUCAAACUGCAGCUGUGCAUGGAUGGCUACUUGGGGCUUUCACUGCAGUGUGGAACUGCUGCAUGUGUUUGAUCACGGCAAAAAACACUCAGUCUAAAAGCAGAGUUGUAACAACCCCUGGGUUCUUCAUAUGGACUGUGCCAUUAUGAAUGUUCCUCGCAUCAGGAAGUGGCUUAUUGUAAUGAAUCAAACUAAAUGAAAUGGCUAUUAAUGACAUCCCCAGAGGAUUGGAAACACCCCUCCCCCCUCCUCUUUUUCCAGUGGUUUAGUUGAGGCAUUUCCCCCUUUAUGGGUGAGGUGGGUUUCUAUGCCUCAUGGUCCCAUUAAAACCAAUAGUGCUUAUAUGUUUGCUUUGAAUGAAGCUAUAAGCCUAUAAGAUUUCUGAGAAUUCUCAAAUGUUGGCUGUGAGAGAGUUGACAGUUUAAAAGGUUUUAAUGUGAUAUUGAGAGACUGACAUUUAUAGCUGGUAGAGAUCUGGCUGCUCUGUGUUAUUUAAACAAAAGUUGAUUUGUAAGAAUUUACACAAUGUGGACAUCUUAGACAGUUUGAAGAGAUUGUCUAGAAUUACCGAUGCAUAGCAAGUGAGUCCCCAGUGGUGGAAUAACAACAGACGCUAGACGGAUAUGAAGAGCAUUUAACAACCUGAGCCGUUUUUGUUCUGAAGAGAAUAUCUGUGUUCUCCCUGUGCAAGAUCAGUAACCAUGGUGCAAACCCAGGGCGACUCCAUGUAAUUACCCCGUACUAAUCUGUUUGUAAACAAAAGAAAAUGAAAAAUCCUUCUUUGUCCAAAUGUGAUUGCAUUUGCCUCGGAGACAGUCUGGAAAUAUUUAAGCAAGAGUAUUAAAAAUGAACUAUUAAAGUAAUUAAUAGUAAUUGUUGCUGUGGUCAUUUUAAUUGAGGUAGUCUGACUUACUAAUUUCUUUCCUAUGAUAUGCACAGUGCUGGAUCUCUAUUAUAUGGCAGCCUAAUGGAAUCAACUCAGCAACACAUCUUUCACAUUGUUCUGGUGUUUAUUUAAAGCUUGUUAUAAACAGCAACAAGAAAUGUGAGGUUAUUUUUGAAACAUGUACUUAAAAGUCAUUCUCAUGUUUUAAAAGUAUCAUUUCACUUACAUGUUUCCUAUCGUAUGUUUCACCGACUCAGCAAGAGUCUGAAUGGACAUAUAGAUUGUCUGUCCCAUAGCAACGUUCGCUAAAAUAGUGACCCUAUGGGAACCCACAGGUUUAUAUGUGGUAGUAGACCUUUGGCAUCAUUAGGGGUGUCACCUGGUGUUCGAAAUUUUAACAUUCUAAAGUGUAUGUUGGUGCAAUGACUUGUUUGAAUUCCAAUUAUACAGUCCAGAAGCAUAUCCGACUGUCUGAAGGGUUUGCAUAUUGAUCCAGCAGAGGAUGCUUACUAUCAGCUUGCCCAAUUGCAUGCCCUCUUGACCUAUCAGUAAAGAAAUUCUGUAAUGUUUUAUUGUUUUGCUACAAAAAAGGUGGCUUUCAAAUAUCUUCGAACUAAUUACGUGUCAAUGGUCUUUUGAAAAAGGGGAAAAAGCCCUUGUUCUUAUGAUAACAAUGGUUCACACAUGGUUAGGCUUAUAUAGCAGUCAUGGUUUGGGUUGAAAAGGAACUGAAGAAGCCUAUUGGAUGACAGGUGAAACGUCUUGUUUCUACAACCAAGUCCAGUUGCCCAUGAUUCAGUUUGAGCAGGAUGACUGAGAAUCUUCACAGACAUAAAAAUAAGUUAUUCCUAAUGGUUAGGGGACCAGGUUGGCAUGGUUACAGUAAUAAACACACAGUUAAGGUUAUGGAGAGGUCAAAGAAACUGUUGGUUUCAGACAGGAAACAAAGUGUGGUCUCUCUUGUGAUCGUCUUGUGCUUUAUGGAACCAUCCUUCCACCUCCUCUGAAUGAGGACUUUGAUGCUUGCUAUACUAUGGCACUUUAUUUCCUUCAAAAUUAUUAGAGCCUCUAGAGUUCACCUAAAAAUAAAAUGUAACUAUGGUCGUAAUGAGCUGUUUGCGCUGAUGACCAGACAGUCUUGCUCCUGAUUACACCAACGGAAGGCAUGCUCCUAGAGCACCAGUUGAAUACUUUUUGGCUGUUUCCUCUUCACAGCUUCCCCUAUCUGAUUUCAGGACAGCAAGAAAGGGAUUGAGGGAGAACACAAGCAAAGGAAUGAGGGAGGACUGGCUGAAUGGUAGAAAGGGAAGGGUGGGUUUCCGACCUCUCGUUCUGGGCUCUUUUCACUCAUUUCCUGGAAGAUGCGUGUAGGCAUACGAGCACAGACGACUUCUUUAUCUUUGCUACUCACCCAUAACUUAUCAUGCCCCCUAGAUAGCAGCCUCGUCCUCCUCUCCACUCCCCAUCCCUGCCCUUGGCCCCUUCCUUUACCAUCCUGGUCCAGCGCCACCACUGCCACGUGUGUCACCACAGCCAUCAUGCCCCCCAGGAAGAGGACGCGGCCGGGCCUGGGCUUCCUCUGCUGCUUCGGCAGCAGCGAGCCCCCAGAGAUCAACUUGAAGGACACUGUUCCCUUGCAGCUGCUGGAGUUCAGCGCCCCCAUGCCACUCGCCGAGGAGCUGCAUGCACGUUUCUCGGAAUUGGUGGAUGAGCUGGACCUGACGGAUAAGAACAGGGAGGCCAUGUUCGCUCUGCCUGAUGAGAAGAAAUGGCAAAUCUACUGCAGCAAGAAGAAGGAGCAAGAGGACCCCAACAAGCUGGCCACCAGCUGGCCCGACUACUACAUUGACCGCAUCAACUCCAUGGCUGCUAUGCAGACCCUGUUUGCUUUUGAUGAGGAGGAAAUGGAAAUGAGGAACAAGGUGGUGGAAGAUCUGAAGACAGCCCUUCGCACUCAGCCAAUGAGGUUUGUCACCCGCUUCAUCGAGCUGGAUGGCCUCACCUGCCUCCUCAACUUCCUGCGCAGCAUGGACUACGAGACGUCCGAGAGCCGCGUCCACACCUCUGUCAUUGGCUGCAUCAAGGCCCUGAUGAACAACUCGCAGGGCCGAGCUCACGUCCUGGCCCACCCGCAGAGCAUCAACACCAUCUCACAGAGCCUGCGGACGGAGAACAUCAAGACCAAAGUGGCGGUGCUGGAGAUUCUCGGGGCGGUGUGCCUGGUGCCCGAUGGACACAAGAAGGUGCUGCAGGCCAUGGCCCACUACCAGAAAUACGCUGCUGAGAGGACUCGGUUCCAGACUCUACUGAAUGAGCUGGACAAGAGCACAGGCCGCUACAGAGACGAGGUCAACCUGAAGACGGCCAUCAUGUCCUUCAUCAAUGCUGUGCUGAACGCUGGAGCUGGGGAGGACAACCUGGAGUUUCGCCUCCACCUAAGGUACGAGUUCCUGAUGUUGGGCAUCCAGCCGGUCAUCGACAAGCUCAGAGAACAUGAAAACGCCACUCUGGAUAGGCAUUUGGACUUCUUUGAGAUGGUGCGGAAUGAGGAUGACUCAGAGCUGGCCAAACGAUUUGAUAUGUCCCAUGUAGAUACCAAGAGUGCCGGUGCCAUGUUUGAGCUGAUCAAGAAGAAGCUGAGCCACUCCGACUCCUACCCCCACCUCAUCUCCAUCCUACAACACUGCCUGCAGAUGCCAUAUAAGCGCGGUGGUGGCAGCCUGCAGCACUGGCAGCUCUUAGACAGGAUCCUCCAGCAGAUUGUUCUACAGGACGAGAAGGGAGAGGAUCCGGACAUCUCUCCUCUGGACAACUUCAGUGUUAAGAACAUCAUUCGCCUGUUGGUCAAUGAGAAUGAGGUGAAACAGUGGCGAGACCAGGCAGAAAAGUUCAGGAAAGAUCAUGUAGAGCUGCUGGCUAAACUAGAGAAGAAGGAGCGGGAGUGCGAUACCAAGACCCAAGAAAAGGAUGAUAUGAUGAAGACUUUGAACAAGAUGAAGGACAAGCUACUGCGUGAGGGUGUGGAGCUGCGCUCAGCCAAGGAACAAGUCCAGGAUCUAUCGUCACGCAUCAAUGACAUAGCUGGUGGCUGCGUGUCUUUCCCGCCUCCUCCCCCUCCUGGCGGGCCCGUCCCACCCCCUCCACCACCUAUGACUGGCGGCUUCCCUCCGCCACCUCCUCCUCUACCGUUCAGCUGCCCGCCUCCUCCACCGCCUCCGCCGCCGCCCGGUGGCCCACCUCCUCCACCGGGAGCCCCUCCUCUUUUCGGAGCCCCGCCUCCUCCUCUUCUUUCGUCCUUCAACUCAGCGUCCACACUGCACUCCAAGUCCAUCCCUCAGCCUUCUCACCCGCUGAAGUCUUUCAACUGGUCCAAACUGGGAGAGAACCUGAUCAAUGGCACCAUCUGGAAUGACAUUGAUGACGUGAGAGCUUUCAAGAUUCUCGACCUCAAGGACAUAGAGAAGAUGUUUUCAGCCUAUCAGAGACAGCAGGACCUGCUCACUAACCAAUCCUUCAAACAGAAGGAGACGGGCUCUAUGGACGACAUAUACGUCAGCACGCGGAAGGUCAAGGAGCUGUCAGUCAUCGACGGGAGACGUGCACAGAAUUGUGUCAUCCUGCUUUCAAAGUUAAAAAUGAGCAAUGAAGAGAUUAAGAGGGCGAUCAUGGAGAUGGAUGAGAGAGAGGAGCUGGCCAAAGAUAUGCUGGAGCAGCUGCUGAAGUUUAUCCCUGAGAAAAGCGACAUCGACCUGCUGGAGGAGCACAAACAUGAGUUGGAGCGCAUGGCCCGGGCUGAUCGCUUCCUCUUUGAAAUGAGCAGAAUUGACCACUACCAGCAGAGACUGCAGGCUCUGUUCUUUAAGAAGAAGUUCGCAGAGCGUCUGGGUGAAACCAAGCCUAAAGUUGAAGCCAUCCUGAACGCAUCCAAGGAGGUGGUUCAGAGCAAGCGGCUGACUCAGAUCCUGGAGGUGGUGCUGGCCUUCGGCAACUUCAUGAACAAGGGCCAGAGAGGCAAUGCCUUCGGCUUCAAGGUCUCCAGCCUUAACAAGAUCGCAGACACAAAGUCCAGCAUAGACAGGAACAUCACCAUGUUGCACUACCUGAUCAUGAUCUUUGAGAAGAACUACCCGGACACGCUGCAGAUCCAGCAGGACCUCAGCAGCUUAUCAGAGGCGGCCAAAGUCAAUUUGUCUGAGUUGGAAAAAGAAGUGCACAAUAUUAAAAGUGGACUAAAGGCUCUGGAAGCGGAGCUGCUCUACCAGCAGAGCAGGACAAGGGAACGUGGGGAUAAGUUUGUGGCUGUGAUCGGUGACUUCAUCACGGUGGCGGGCUUCAGUUUCUCUGAACUGGAGGACCAGCUGAGUGAAGCUAAGGACAAGUUCUCCAAAUCUCUGAAGCACUUUGGGGAGGACGAAGGCAGGAUGCAGCCUGAUGAGUUCUUCGGGAUCUUCGACACUUUCCUACAGUCAUUUGGCGAAGCACGGCAAGACCUGGAGAACAUGCAGCGGCGCAAGGACGAGGAGGAGCGGCGGGCACGGAUGGAGGCCAUGCUCAAAGAGCAGAGGGAGCGGGAGCGACGGGCUAAGAAGUCCGGAGCCUCAGAAGAGGUCGGCGGCGAGUUCGAUGACCUGGUCUCGGCCCUGCGUUCAGGCGAGGUCUUCGACAAGGACCUGAACAAGUUCAAGCGCAACCGCAAGCGCUCCGUGAACCAGCUGGUGGAGGGAGGUGGCCGUGAGCGAGCCGUCACCAAGGUCAACUACUAGGCUGGGAAAAAGAAGGGGACAAAAAAAAACACUAGACACCUAAAUUCUGCCGUGGCGUAGAUCUGUUAGCACCUUUUAGUCCAGGUCCUCUGAACAGUGACUCUGGAGAGGAUGUAAAUAAUGGCUGGACUGGACGUGUAUGGAUGGCCACGCCAUUGAUUGAAGGAUCUCCUCUGAUUGGUUAGUCCUGGAAGUUGUGUGAUCUCCUGAGCUGGGCGAAGGACAAUGGACAUGGAUGGAAUGGACGGACAGACCACUGUGACACAUUAUCCCCUGUCUUAUGACCAUAUCCUUUAACACUGUGUCUUUCACUCCACUUCUCCUUUUCUUUUCCCUUUGCAAACCCUGCAGUGUUCCUCAGUAAGAUCUUUGGAGCUGGACCUGCCCCGUCUUUUUGCUACCUGUCUCUUAAACAUUGGGAUCCGCUAGUCACACUGUACAUAGACACGAGACAAAGAGAAAAGGACUAGGAGGAAACUCGAGUCAGAAAGAAAGAGAGAACAAGAAGGUGGAAGAAAGAGGGAAUAAACCUCCACAGUCAUGGCUGCUUCAAGUGUUUCCCCCGGAAAAGAGAGUUUUUGCCACAGAAUGGAUUUUCAUGGACUUCAUUUUCUACAAAGAAGGACAUGGAGGUCUCCAAAGGCCAGAAUGCUUCGUAGGCUUCUGAAAGAGUGGAGAAUGGACACGAGUUGUUGAGGUGAUGGCUCUAAAACAGAGGAUUCAACCCAGCACACAGCAUUCCCAGGCAGGAUGUGCUGCACAAAUCAUCCCCAGGUUGCCACUUCAGAGGAGGCGACUCUUCGUCGCUUCAUCCACCCGAAGAAAAAUACAAAUCAUGACUGUGCCACGAGGGUCGAGUCUCGCCCAACACUCUUCAGUGAUUCAACGUUUGUUCUGGCAUGAUGCAGUGCCAAAGCAAAGAGAAAAAACACGUGUAAAUGUAUUAAUACGAAAACAUACUGCAAUUAGACCUUGAUAUAUAUAUUUAUAUUUAGAUGCAGACAAGCUAAUUGCAAAGAUGUAGAGGUUUUUUAUGUUUUUCAUGGCAUUUUCUGGGGUUUUGUACACACGAUGCAUUAUUUGUUGGUGUUGCAAGUUCACAUUGCUGUUGAAGUGAAUUUCUAUACAUUUUGCGCUUUAUGUAAAAAAACAGAAAGAUAAUCGCUCGUCCUUUUCACACUCGUACGUCUUGUUUGCACUGUAGCUUUUCCACAUGCCGACCCACCGUGUCCCCUCUGUACUUAAAUUAUCCACAACAAAGUUUAUGAAGGAACGCCAUCAUUUAGUCUCACGGGAUCAAUCUGCAGUGAGAUCACAAUGCUCUCUGCCUGCUGCGCUGUCUGAUUCACAUCGGACUGUGUGUACACAGCGGUUCUCAUGUACAGUGUGUGGGAUCUGUUUCACUGGUGCUAAAACAUGUGGUCUCUGCACAGAGCCACGAGUCCAGUUCAGGAUUUUCACCCUCACUUUUAAGGAGUGCAUGAUCGCUCAGUCAUCCUCACACAGUAUCUGUGUUGUAUUUGAGUUGACGUUGUGAUAUCGGACCGCCCCGCGUAUUCAGUCUGUUACUGCAAAGUCAGGGAUCAACGAAAGCACUGACAUUCUUCAUUGAGGCUUGUUGCAGUGUUCAGGGUUCUUUCGGCCUCAGAGAACAUCACAGGAAACAUCUGUCCUUCCAGCUUCUCUCACUUGUUUGUUUACAUCUGGUGAGACGCUCUUUCUAUAUGUUCAUUUCUACAACAACCGAGGAAAAGCCUCACAUGCUACUUCCAACUUUAUAUAUAUAUAUAUACAGCAGUAAGACUUUAGCAGUAGGCAUGAAGGAGGCUGGAAUGUAUGUGGUUACCUCAGUAAAGUAUUGAAAUGGACAUAAGAGUAUCAUGCUGCAGAGAAGGGCUGGAAGCUUCCCCACAGAGCGGCGUCUGAACCGCGGGGCGAGCGCACUGCUGUGGCUCGGACGUCUUCCUGCUCCCGGUGCUUAGGAGGAUAAGUGAGCUGAUGGGCUCAGACUGCAUUAAGGGACAUGGAAUGAAAGGAAGGAUCCGUUUAAAACCAGAAACACACACCACGUAUGAACCUACAUCUCGAUGUAAGCAGUUAAGAGGUUUUAAGUUCAAGUGAAACAUAGUGAUUGUCACCUAUUUUAAUUUUGGAUGAACUAUUUUAGUCGUUUCAUCCUCAUGCUGACAUGUUUGUUUAAUGUAGUCCAGUAUAGGGCUAAACACCAGAUGUUCAAGAGUCUCCUCUGGUGUCCCUGUCAUACGUGUGUUCUAAUAAUCUAUAACACGUUUAAAUCCUCAUGUUUCUUUAUGUUUUGGCUUGUCACCGUUUGUCAUAUAGAUUCAUCUAAAAUGACUAGGAUUUGCAGAACAAUCCCUGGUUCGGUUUAUUUGAAUAAUAAAAAUUGAUUUUAAUCUUGUAGGUUUGAAAAAUUACAGUAAAAACAGUAAAACCCACUAACCACCAUCUCAAAAUAGACAUUUUUCCCACUGCACUUCAUCCAACAAUCACAUUUUGCAUUUUCAGAAGCGUUACAAGACACAAGAACAAGAGAUUUCCAAAGAAAUGCAGUUGUUUUUUUCAUUUGUAGCAUUUCUGAAUGAACUGACAGACUUCAUCCUUAUCACCCAUUUUCCUUAUGUAUUUAUAUGUAUCUCUCAUAAUGACUUUCCCAGUUAUUUUCUGUUCUUUGUCAUGUUUUCACCUUUAAGUGCCUCUGACGCUGUUUUCACAUGUUCCAUUCCCGCUCUUGUUUUAGUGCUAGUGGCUUUUAAAAAAAACAUUCAUGAACUGGCGCCAUCUUGUGGCUUCCACAGAGUGCGACACUUGACCCCGGCUCUAGGAAACUAAAACUCCCAAAUAACCCAUGUGCUGUUCUUCAGUGUGGCUGCCAUUUCAUCCAUUACCUGUUCAGAGAAAACCCAACUCACUGCACUUAAGCUUUAGCUGAGUCAUGUCCCAGAGAUGCAGCAUCAGGAGUUAACUCCCAUCACGAGUUUAUUCUUCAGAUUUGAGUCAAACUGCAGCAGAGAGAAGCUGAUGUGAGGCUGUGAAGAUGAUGUGAGACACUGCGAAGAGGAUCUUUGAGCCGCCGGGUCCCCCACACACUUCAGAGAUUAACCAGGAAACCAAAAAGACUGAAACUCUCCGACACUUUAAAAAGAAAUCAGAAAAGCCCCUGUAGGGUCCGAAGGGGGGAAAUGUGGUAUGAAUGCUUAUUCUUUAACCAGCAUCUCAUGUAUAUUUGAGCUCUUCUAUUUUCUAACCUCUGCUCCUUUUUCUUUUUUCGAGUUAAUCAGAGUUCGUAUACCAGGCCCUUUAAACUCCCUAAUCCAGAGCUUUAACCCAUAUCCUAGUGCAGACUAUUUACUGAGGGGUAUCGCAACAUUGUCAGUAUUAUUUCAUGUUUGUGUUGUUACAUGUUUGGAUGUUUUAUUUGGCCAUUGACUGGCUGAUUAUUGUUUUUGUUUUUUUGGAGUGUAAAGAUGGAAAUCAGAGGAAUGAAAUUAGUAGCUUGUUCAAUGCACUUUUUUAUUAUGGGACAUUUCCAUUUGCAGCGCCGUGUUGAGGGCUGAGACUCCUCGGAAAGAAUGAAGGGUGCAACUGAAGAGCGGGGCUAGAAAAAACGGAAAAGGGCACGUGAGGUGUAGGGGACCCCGGCUGGGCCGCUGGAAACACAUCAGUAGUCUGUAGGAUUUGUGGGAAGAGGUGACACUCCUACGUUAAGUUUAAAAUCCUCACCUGUCUGUCACCCACUUUGUAGAAUAAAAAGAAAAUGGCGGGGUGGGCGUUGGUCUCUGUCACCUCCACAUUUCUGUCCAAUCCGACACUUGGCAUUGACCUGCAUGCCUGAGAAAACGUGAUUGUGAUGUGUUGACUUUGAUCGAGGAUUGCCUACGACAUGGAACGCACCCGUUACACAAUCUGUUCUGCCUGAGAAAAAAGUUGCACCCACUUUUUAGAGGUUGUAUAAUUGUGAGGAGUCAGUAUUUUUAUGGUUGGGAAAAUAUCCUCCACAGAAAGAUGUACAGUUGGAAAAAAACAUUUUGUACACCAUGCUUGAUGUUUGAGAUACGAUUGAUUAAAAAAAAAUACAAAAAAAAGAUAUUAAAACGUUGAGGAAUGUUCCAUUUUCCUGUAUAUUGUACCUCUAUUUAUUUGCCUUAUUUAGUUUGCUAUAUUUUGUAUGUACACACAGCAUUACAGCAAAAUGUUAUAUUAAAAAUAUGAAUAUGAAUAAUUAAACUGUGGUCCGUGUAUGAUGGAUAGUUUUGAGACUUGUAUAAGAAUGAGAAUCUUAUUUUUUUUUUUCAUUUCCAUAAUUUUAUUUUUGUUUUGUAUUUUUUUCUCACCCUGUGUCUUUUUGUAGGGUUACAAUAAAGUUUUGUCCCUUA
Hippoglossus stenolepis (Pacific halibut) is the source of this 13194-nucleotide messenger RNA. It is a transcript of the gene daam2, whose product is annotated as dishevelled associated activator of morphogenesis 2. Bases 5399 to 8800 code for a protein of 1133 amino acids. NCBI's taxonomy places the organism in Eukaryota, Metazoa, Chordata, Actinopteri, Pleuronectiformes, Pleuronectidae. Gene Ontology annotation, biological process: negative regulation of oligodendrocyte differentiation; positive regulation of canonical Wnt signaling pathway; actin cytoskeleton organization. Gene Ontology annotation, molecular function: actin binding; small GTPase binding. The transcript has 26 exons. The record is from RefSeq and is a predicted model, not a curated record.